Molecule: messenger RNA, 770 nt
Organism: Ziziphus jujuba (common jujube)
Lineage: Eukaryota; Viridiplantae; Streptophyta; Magnoliopsida; Rosales; Rhamnaceae
Product: putative phytosulfokines 6
Exons: 3
Coding region: 239-529 (96 amino acids)
Biological process (GO): cell population proliferation
Cellular component (GO): extracellular region
Molecular function (GO): growth factor activity
Source: RefSeq, a predicted model, not a curated record
GGGGAUUGGUCCCACAUUCUGAGGUUUUGAAGUUGCCUUGUUUGGAGGGGACCUUCAUGUGCCUUGCUUUGCCUCUGCCUCUUGCUUUCUUCUUUUGCAUGGCAUUUCCUUAUCUAUAAAUGCUCACCCAUCUUCUUGUUUUCACCAGUACCUCAUCAAAUCACAACUUCCUUCAAACUCUUAGCAUCCCCUUUUUUUUUUUUUUGUUUUCCUUCUCCAUUUAAAAAUUGGAAAAACCAUGAAGCAGGGUGCUCUGUCUACUGUUCUUCUCCUUUUCCUGAUUCUCAUAAUUUCUUCUUCAAAAUCAUCCGCUCGUUUCUUGACAACCAAACAAGGAGGAGAAGAUCAAACACUCAAUGAAAUCAUUAUAAGUGGGACUUCUGAUCUAGUAGAGUUGGAAGACAGUGAAUCUGCAAAUCAGCUAAUGGGAGUUGAGGAGUGCAAGAAGGAAGAUGAUGAAUGCUUGAAAAGAAGGAUAAUUGCAGAGGCUCAUUUGGACUAUAUCUACACCCAGCACCAUAAGCCUUGAGACUUUGAGGGAGAAAGAGACAGAGAGAGAGAGAGAGAGAGACUUCUACUUUAACCUUUAAGCACUCAUCCCUUCCCAUGUAAUGUUAUUAACUACCUCUAAUGGAUUUCCUUAACCACAAAGAGUAGCUAGAUCGGGAGUAGCUUGAUCGGGUUUCGACUUUCCUUUUAAUAUAUAUAAUGUGUAACACUGUAAGUACUAGAAGUCAGAAAUAUAUAAUAUAUAUGACUUAAUUUUUCUC